Molecule: messenger RNA, 375 nt
Organism: Danaus chrysippus (African queen)
Lineage: Eukaryota; Metazoa; Arthropoda; Insecta; Lepidoptera; Nymphalidae
Source: the annotation of a GenBank genome assembly
AUGCAACUCGUAUUCAAUACAUUAGAACAGAAAGUAUUGCGUAUUGCAGUAGAACAUUCCGAUUCUACAGUGAUAUUAAUUUGGUCAGGAAACGCUACACCAAAUACCACGAAAGAUGGAUUAGAUCCCACACUGAGUGAAGAAGAACAUCGUUAUAAAUUUGUCUCACUCCCGCAAGGCGGCGCCAUUCUGAUGGCCCCCUUCACCCCACCAACAGUGAAUGCCGCACGCACACCUUUGAUCGUGGCUAUAUUAAACCACAUUAUGCGGUCAGCUUCAACCCUCCAGUUUGGAUUGCUGGAUCACAUUACCAGAGAGGUGUUGACACGAGCCCAGCUAGUGUCCGGGCAUCAAACAGAAACUAUGACGGUGUAA